GAGACUAUGAGUUUUCAAACAUACACAACUAGCACAACUUACUAAAGUCAAAAUGACUCCUCUAUUUGUGCUAGGCUACAUUAUCUACACCACCAUCACUUCCACCAUACUAUCACUCCUCCUCUUCCUCCGCCUCCUCCUCCGCCGCAUCUCCUCCAUACGAGCCUCGGAGGAGAUCGGAAAUGUCAUCGCACUAUACGAAGGCACCGUCUAUCACGAGCGGCGCCACCCGGCCCGCAAUGCCUUCCGUUUCCCGGCCCGUUACGCGCUCAUCGACCUCGACCGCCCGCCCUACUCGCCUCCCAACUACCUCUCCGCCGACGAUGCUCGACGUGCCGCCAAGACGAAUGGGCCCGUCCAUCUUCUGAUGAUACCACCAAGCCUUGGAUAUGAAAGAAGUCCAGUUAAUUACUAUUAUUGCUAUGAAAUUGAAGGCUCCACCAAAACUCUCAAGAAAUGCCUUGUUGAGGCCAGCAAUACACCAUGGGGUGAAAGUGUGACAUUUGUGUUCAACCCAAGCUCUGAUUUAGUCCCAAAAUCUGAGUACAUUAGCCCAUUCAUGGAUAUGCUUGGGAGCUGGAGGCUGAAAGUAAGCGAACCCGGUGAGAAUCUCUUUGCGUUCAUCGCAGUCGAGCACCCUCACCUCGGCACCUACUUCCGAGCCUCCUUCACGGCCACGAAGGUCGCGACCCCAUCGCCCGUUUCAUCGGAUGAUCUCGAAGCAUUCUUCUGGUUGAUGCCUCAUCGAGUUUCGAUCAUGGCCUAUUGGAACGCUGUGAAGCUGUGGUGGAAAAAUGUUACCUUCUUUGAUCAUCCGAGAAAAGAAAAUCCAUCGUAUAGAGACGAAGCGAUUGGACUCGAUGAAAAGAUGCAGUUUUGUCCCAUUUUUGGAGGUAAUAAUAAAUGGAACAAGCUGCGAUGUGAAGAAAGAAUUGAUCGCUGCUUCACUUGGAAGGAUGCUAAGAGACCUUGGUCGUACCUCAUUUCUUACACUGGCAAAAUUUUGUAGACUACGAUGUGAGAAUGAGAAUUGAUAUGAACAAGUCAGUAAAAUCUAUAAGUAAGCUACUUGGGUUCAAAUCUUGGAGGAGAGAAAAAUUCACCGUAUUAUAUGAAUACGUUAUUUAUGUAUUAUAAGCAGUGCUUAUUCAUGAAUUUAUAUUAGCUUAUUCUGUAUAUGAACAAACACAUAAAAUAUAUGAACAAGAGAUUG
Molecule: messenger RNA, 1213 nt
Organism: Salvia miltiorrhiza (redroot sage)
Lineage: Eukaryota; Viridiplantae; Streptophyta; Magnoliopsida; Lamiales; Lamiaceae
Exons: 5
Coding region: 53-1009 (318 amino acids)
Source: RefSeq, a predicted model, not a curated record